Anopheles marshallii is the source of this 993-nucleotide messenger RNA. Its product is annotated as clavesin-2-like. The coding region runs from base 1 to 993 and encodes 330 amino acids. Gene Ontology annotation, cellular component: membrane. The record is from RefSeq and is a predicted model, not a curated record. Lineage: Eukaryota; Metazoa; Arthropoda; Insecta; Diptera; Culicidae. The transcript is spliced from 2 exons. Gene Ontology annotation, molecular function: phosphatidylinositol bisphosphate binding.
AUGACAUCCCAAGUAGCAGCAACUAACUAUUCCAUCGAAAAACGUCCGGCAAGUUACGAUCAGUAUGAGUUUACUUUGUCCGAUCAGUACCGUAAUAUAGCGAAGGAGGAACUUCGGGAAGAUGACGAGAUCCGCGAGCAAUCGUUAGGGCAAAUGCGUGAAUGGAUUGCCAAACAUCCGUACAUCCGCAAGUGUCGCACGGAUGCAUCCUUUCUUCUACGUUUUCUGCGAUUUCGGAAGUAUUCAGUGCCGAUGGCUUGUGAAGCUUUGGAGCGAUAUCUUGCGAUGCGUGAAACGUUUCCUGCGUGGUUCAAAAAAUUGGACUGCAAUGAUCCUGUGCUAAGAGAAUUGCUCGAGGAUGGUAUGUUCGCAAAACUUGGCCAAGAUUCGGAUGGCCGUAUGGUGAUAAUGUUGCGCGUCAAGCUGCUGAAUCCAGACAAGUUCGGUCCAAUGGAGCAGGGUCGUUUGGUGGCGCUGAUAAUCGAAACACUGUUGGAAUGGGAAGAGUUACAGAUCGGAGGAUUCCGCGUGAUGAUCGAUUUUACCGAUACCGUCAUGAAACACUAUGGUUUGUGGGGCGUUACAGAUAUGAAGAUCUUCAUGGAUGCGAUCAACCGAUCGUACCCGAUUCGUUUCCGCGAGAUUAAUGGCGCGAAAUUUCCGAAAUUUGCCGCCUCGAUCCUGAAUUUGCUACUUACGUUCGCAAGCCCCAAGCUGAAGGAGAGAAUCGUUUGUCACAAUACGGUGUUGGAGAUGAAGGGAAAAUUGGAACCUUCACUACUACCAAAGUCGUACGGAGGAGAUCUCGAUACAGAUGAGCUAGGGCGUAAGUUUAUUAAACAUCUAGAAAAUCGUCGAAGUGUGAUACUAGCGCUGGAUGAUAUGGAAAUCGAUGUCGCACACUACUCAUCGCUUUGGAAUCAGUCAAAUUUGGUGGAAAAUGAGGUCGAGGGUGGUGUAGCUGGCAGUUUUCGGAAACUUAAUGUCGACUAG